AUGAUCCGACCUUGUGAUCCAGACUUUGGUGAAAACAGAGCAAAGUUCGCGAUUUGGAAGCAUUUGAGCCUUCUCGGUUCUGCUGAGUUAUACAGUUUAUGGGUUGGUUGUUUACCGAACAUGCAUUUCGUUAUUCCGAAGAAGAAACGAGUGGUGGAGAGACCAGAAAUAGACACAUCAUUGCUUGAGCCCAAGGCUAUCAUCGAAGAUGUGUCGCCUGACUCAUCGAUCUUCACUGCAAUAAAGAAAGUGGUAAUGGAAGGCACGUCUGAUCGGCAGACACACCUAUUCAUGCAUGCGGACAGAAUUCAGCUCAUCAAGAAUCGGUUCCUCGAACACAAGUACGGCCAGUUCAAGGCAAAUCUACGAUUGGUAGGACAAAGUGACGCGGAAAGUUACGAAUUCCUUCUCAUUGGAUUUGAUCCCGACGAUUCGAAAUACAUAGCGGAUAAUGGUUAUACCGUCGGAACUGCGUUUUGUGGUGAUUUGGGUCUGGUGUCGCGAGGUGUAUAUCUCUACCGUUACGUGGAUCUGGUAACUCCUUCAAUUUUCUUCAAAGAUGAGAUUAUGCGAGUGAUGGUUUUCCGAACUCUGAGAGGCAAAUGCUACGCUGUGGGUUUGGGUUCUACAGAGUUGGAGCCUACUUUGGAGUGUUCAAGUCAUAUUGCGGCCCCCGAUCAUAUUCCCGCUGCGAAAAAGAACCGUCAGCAGCUACAUCGUCAGGCAGCGGUUUAUCAUUACGAAUACAGCAAGGAUAUGUCAUUGGCUGAGGUCCCAUCUGGUGUAUUACCAUAUGCAAUAGUGGACCUGCGAUUUGGUCUUUCUGAAAAGUGCCAACAUAAUAGUAUUCCUCCAAUAUUAGGUUACGUGGAUGAUCCACUUCAUUUCUACACGACUUACGAAGGAGAGCUGAAAAUUUGCUCAGCAACUUAUACGAACGCGACACUUUGUACUGUUUUCGAAGAUGCAAUCAAACCAAACGGAUUAGAUGGAUCAUUGGAGUUCAUGAAAUUGAUGAAAUGGCCAGACGUCUAUGAUAUAAGAGGGGUUGCUCAGCUUAUGGCUCCCGACGUUUGGGGUGCAAUAGUGAAACAACGUGAAGUUUGCGUAAAGAAUUCAAAAGAGCAAAAGUGGAAAUUCCUGUAUGUGUCUCAUUUUGUCUGGGUCAGUCGUGAAGAUGGUUUUGCAACAAUGGUGAACGCAAUGCGUGUGGAACAAUGUGCAGCUGUUUCCUAUUCAAUAGACGCAACUACCUACGUGGCAUUCCCCUCCAGCCAAUUCUCGAACUUUUUCGGCUUACCUUGGUUUCAAAUUCCUUCUCUGCAUGUUUUGGUUAUUAACGCUAAUCCACUGUUCUAUGCUGAUCCAAGUGACCUGAACAGUCUCAAUGAUGAAACUGAACUGAUAAACAAAACUCCACUCGGUACCGCCGUUUUGGAUGGUGACGAUGUUACGCUUCAGCGCUUUCUUGAAGCAUCGGAUAAACAAAAUCCAAAUAGCUCCCAGACUGGUCAGUCCGAUGUACAUGCUUCCUCUGUAGUUUCUGCACAAGAGUCACCAACACAAAUUAGCGAACAGUCUUAUAAAUCGGCAUGUGAUUCGUAUUCUCUUCACGAUGAUGUGAAUGAUGAAAGAUCCAUUCCGCUUCCACUGGUAUCUUUGCCACCAUCGGCUGGUAAAAGUUGCCUACGUGCUAAACCACCACAGGUUUUUGUAACUCAUCCCCCACUCAUUGGAAAAACUGUGCCUCCCCCGGCUCCUGGCAGUGUACGAAAUUCGAAUGAAAAUAAAUGUCGGAAGAAGUUAUCGAACGAUCGUGACGAAGCAGUUAAAGCUGGACUUCAUGGAAGAAGUACUAAGGACCCUCCACUUGAAAAUGAUCAACUAUCGAACUCGUCUGUUUUUGGCGUAAUUCCCGAUCCAUCUAUUACGGGCACAAAAAAUAAGGAUCUGUUUCAGGGUGUGUUUAGCACAAUUGCGAAAGGUAGUAGUAUGGAUGCUGGCGCUGCAAAUGUUUUACAAGACGAUACACCUGUUUUGCUUGCUAACAGUGAACCCUCGAAAAACUCCUCGAUACCUAGGCGACUUGGACAGACUAAAAAUUGCAUUAUAACAUCGCUUCCAUUGCCACAAAUGAGUCGUAUUGCAGAUGGUAAUAGAGAAGCCGGUGGACAAGCAGCUUCGAACAUGAUUGGCCAGUCCUCUGAAGAUGAGUUGACCAUUUGUGAUAUGGAAAUUGAAUCUGGUUCUGAAGGGGCUCUAAGUCCACCCCCAGCUAAGCGUUCUCCUGAGCGAAGUGAUGAGGUGAUUGAUUUCAUUGAUGAUCACGAUGAAGAUUACGAUGCCCAGUUCAAAUGUGAGUCUUCGAGUUCAUGGGAAUCACAGACCACUUGCUCACCCCAACCAGUUUCCACGUCCUUUUCAGCAGAACAAGACCAGACGUCAUCAACACACGUGAAAUCAGUUCGCUCAGAACAUGAUUCUCACAGUGAAAAUAUACCAGCAUCGUGCGUAGCAGUUGAGCCUUUGGAGGAACAUUGUUCUGAUAGCCCAGAGCUUUCUUCUGAGCACCGUAGUUGUACUAGUCCAUCACCAGCGGUUGCUUCAGAAAUGCCAGAAAAUGUCAUAAGACUGCUAGAAUUACUGCGUGCUAAUGAGUCAGCAGCCUUAUCUCGUGAUACUGAUCUGCGCAUGAGGCCUUCAGUAACCACUUCUUCGGCAACGAGUACACAAUCUGGAGGACCGCGGAAGUCACGAUUCGAUCAGCCGCCACCCGAACUUGCUGAUCAAACUGGAUUCGUCCCCAAACCCGUUCCUACUGCAUCUAAAGUAGUACCGCCUUCUACGGUUCCACAAAAUGCUCUUCCUUCUGCCUUGCCACAAGCAUUUGGUCUCAAUAAAGAGAAGCCUCCGGAUAGCACUAAAUUGUUUCAUAUUCUUACAGGAGCUCGAUUACUUCAAUCACAACGUGAUAAGCAAGCAACUGAGUGUUCUUCUUCAUCCAUUUCAAAUAUAUCGGCCGCAUCUGUGACACUACCAAAAAACUCUGUUCCGCAACCGUCAGUGACUGUAGCUGACCAAGCAUCGUCUAACUCUAGAUUAUGUCAAGCUGUCACUUCAACUGUUGGAGGUUCGAUUAUGAGUUCAAGUAGCACUACUCAAUGUGAUCCCUAUUCUACGCCUGCUAUUGUUAAUCGGCCCAUUGAUAAAACUGUACUUGGGUUGGCAUUAGGAUUGUCUGACGACGCCGUUAAACAAUUGAUGAAAAGGUCAUCGGCUGAAUCACGUCCACCCGAACUAUUGGCCAACCAAAACCCAUCAAUCUUGUUAGAUGCACCGGCGUCACCGGAUCCGGAGGGACCUGCUUCACCAGACGCGCCGGCUUCUCCAGAUCCAGAAGAAAGCACGAGUGGAACGUCGGGCAUAUUCAGACGAAUAACACAUUCUGAGAUACCACUCGAUUGUUGGCAGCCUUCAAAGGAUAUUCGGUCCAUCACUGAUAAGUUGAUUUCCAUCCGAACUCCUAGAAAGCCAAAACGUCCAAAGGACCAUGAUGGAAUAAGUGAAAACAGCGCAACAGGGGUGUGUCCAGCUGCAGACGAUGAAGAAGAAGAGGGCGAAAUAUUGAGCGAUGGUUCGGACGAUCCUCACGAAGCUCCACAACCUAUCACGGUGAUUGGUGCUUCAUCGAAUAAUUUUCAUUCAUCAUUUGCCGGGGCAAACAAGCCAAAAAAAUCAGAGGGAGUUCAUCCAAUGUGUUAUCCUUUAAUCAAUGCGGGUGCCGAGCAUGUGACGAAAAUGGGGCUAGGUCGCAGCCUUUUUACCGACCAACCACUGGGAACAAAUGAACUUUACAACGAUUUCCCUCUUCUCUCCCAUACAUUUGCAACGUCAUGGCCUCCUAAUGAAUGUGUACAGCACAUAUUACAAGGUGGCGACUUUCAGUACAGCACUACACGACAUGAAAAUCCACCUUUUACUGUUAUACUGCCUGAUUUCAUGAUGUUCAACCGAACAGCAAUGUUUGAAUUUGCAACGACGAGAAUGGACCCAACUGGAUUUGAAUCCUUUUGCGAACGCCUGAAGGUUGUACAAACAGAGGAGAAUCGAAGAGUUUCAUUACAUUUUCAUGAAAGGCUGCUGCAGUACAUCAGCGAAAUGAUGCAAACACUGGCGGGUUCGGACAGUGGCAAUGCAUUUCACUCGUAUUACUCUGUAAUACUGAAAUAUAAAAAUCUGGGUAUCGUUCACUUUAUGGAACGGCACGCAUGUGAUGACAGUGAUGUUUCUGCCGCACAGACAAUCAACUGUUUCAUGGGUUUACGAAAGAGUUGCCAUCCAUCUACCAUCCUUAUAUAUAUGUCGAGUAAGGCUUCGGUGUUUUUGAACUACAUCAGUUAA
Molecule: messenger RNA, 4401 nt
Organism: Angiostrongylus costaricensis
Lineage: Eukaryota; Metazoa; Nematoda; Chromadorea; Rhabditida; Metastrongylidae
Source: the annotation of a GenBank genome assembly